Molecule: messenger RNA, 386 nt
Organism: Indicator indicator
Lineage: Eukaryota; Metazoa; Chordata; Aves; Piciformes; Indicatoridae
Gene: LAMTOR2
Product: late endosomal/lysosomal adaptor, MAPK and MTOR activator 2
Biological process (GO): cellular response to amino acid stimulus; positive regulation of TOR signaling
Cellular component (GO): Ragulator complex
Molecular function (GO): molecular adaptor activity; guanyl-nucleotide exchange factor activity
Source: RefSeq, a predicted model, not a curated record
AUGCUGCGCCCCAAGGCCCUGACACAGGUCCUGAGCCAGUCCAACACCACUAGGGUCCAGAGCACCUUGCUCCUGAAAAAUGAGAGUACGUUUGCCUACUCAGGCUAUGGCACUGAUGCUACGGUCACUGCUGCCAUUGCCAGCAACAUCUGGUUGGCCUACGACAAGAAUGGGCAUCAGGCCUUAAAUGAGGACAAUCUCAAAUUAAUCCUCAUGGACUGCCUGGAGGGGUGAGUGGCCAUCACACAGGUGGCAAACCUGCUACUCUGCAUGUAUACGAAGAAGACAGUUGGAUUUGGGAUGCUGAAGGCCAAGGCACAGGCUCUGGUCCAGAACCUGGAGAAGCUUCUCACACAGGUGGCUGCAUCCUGAGCAUGGAAGCUGAA